Molecule: messenger RNA, 802 nt
Organism: Lutra lutra (Eurasian river otter)
Lineage: Eukaryota; Metazoa; Chordata; Mammalia; Carnivora; Mustelidae
Gene: RPL10L
Product: ribosomal protein L10 like
Exons: 1
Coding region: 83-727 (214 amino acids)
Biological process (GO): translation; ribosomal large subunit assembly
Cellular component (GO): ribosome; cytosolic large ribosomal subunit
Molecular function (GO): structural constituent of ribosome
Source: RefSeq, a predicted model, not a curated record
CGUAAAUAAGGCGCAUGCGCAGGCGUGUGAGAGCGCGCCUCUUUCUCUUCGUCGCCGGCCGGCCGAGGUUCCUGGUGUUGCCAUGGGCCGCAGACCAGCUCGCUGUUACCGGUAUUGUAAGAACAAGCCAUAUCCAAAGUCUCGUUUUUGCCGCGGUGUCCCUGAUGCCAAGAUCCGUAUCUUUGAUCUGGGUCGGAAGAAGGCGAAAGUGGAUGAGUUCCCUCUCUGUGGCCACAUGGUGUCUGAUGAAUAUGAGCAGCUCUCCUCUGAAGCCCUGGAGGCCGCUCGAAUCUGUGCCAACAAAUACAUGGUGAAAAGCUGUGGCAAGGAUGGCUUUCACAUUCGAGUGCGGCUUCAUCCCUUCCAUGUCAUCCGCAUCAACAAGAUGCUGUCCUGUGCUGGGGCUGACAGGCUCCAGACAGGUAUGCGCGGUGCCUUUGGAAAGCCCCAGGGCACAGUGGCCAGAGUCCAUAUUGGCCAAGUCAUCAUGUCCAUCCGGACCAAGCUUCAGAAUAAGGAACAUGUGAUUGAAGCCUUACGCAGGGCCAAGUUCAAGUUCCCAGGACGCCAGAAGAUCCAUAUCUCCAAGAAGUGGGGCUUUACCAAGUUUAACGCUGAUGAAUUUGAAGACAAAGUGGCUAAGAAGCGCCUCAUCCCUGAUGGCUGUGGAGUCAAAUACGUUCCCAGUCGCGGCCCUCUGGACAAGUGGCGAGCUCUGCACUCCUGAGAUCUUGGACAGCAUUGACUCCUCUGACCAUGCUGGUCUGAUAUGCUUACCAAUAAAUAUUAUUCACUGACAAAA